This is a messenger RNA of Brugia malayi, 1551 nucleotides long. RefSeq lists its product as uncharacterized. Gene Ontology annotation, biological process: retrograde vesicle-mediated transport, Golgi to endoplasmic reticulum; Golgi localization; endoplasmic reticulum to Golgi vesicle-mediated transport. Gene Ontology annotation, cellular component: cytosol; COPI vesicle coat. Lineage: Eukaryota; Metazoa; Nematoda; Chromadorea; Rhabditida; Onchocercidae. The record is from RefSeq and is a predicted model, not a curated record. The coding region runs from base 1 to 1551 and encodes 516 amino acids. The transcript has 12 exons.
AUGGUUCUCAUUGGAGCAGCAAUUAUAACAAAGACGGGGAAACCGCUUUUGGCAAGAGUUUUCAUUUCGGACAUGACAAAAGCUCGGUUAGAAGGAUUGUUGGAUGCUUUUCCUAAGUUAAUUGCUUCGGACAGAUCACAACGUCAACACACUUUCAUUGAAACGGACAGUGUUCGUUAUGUUUUCCAUCCACUGGACAGCGUACACGUUGUUCUGAUCACCACUAAAGCUUCGAAUAUUUUAGAGGAUUUAGAAACUCUUCGACUUUUUUCAAGAGUGAUUCCGGAAUAUUGUCGUUCGAAUGACGAAAAAGAAAUACAGAUAAAUUUAUUCGACCUAAUAUUUGCUUUUGAUGAAAUUGUCGCCCUUGGAUAUCGUGAAAAUGUCAACCUGGCACAAAUACGCACGUUUACGGAAAUGGAUUCUCAUGAAGAACGAGUGUUCAACCAGAUAAAGAUUGCUCAGGAGAGAGCUGCUAACGAAUUGAUGACGCAGAAAGCCAUGGAAUUGAAGAAAUUGAAGGCAGAACAGCGAAAAUCAGGAAGAAGUAUGGGAAGCACCGCAACAGCUAUCAGCUCUUCAUCGGUACCUUUAACAGCAGUUAUCGAUGAUACGCCUGUUCGGCUCGCUGUAAAACCAAAGGCACUAGCAACUAUACGUGGCAGUGGCAAAGCAUUGAAGCUUGGCUCCAAAAAUGCUGAUGAUGACCAAUUUUUAAAACAGCUGAGGAGAGAAGGGCAAAUAGUCGAUACUCCUUUGCGUGUAUCAGACAUUACUGAUGCAAGUGAUCGAAAUGCAUCGGAAAUCGAUCCAUCUAUUGCUUCACACGCUCCUGUUCAUAUUAAAAUUGAAGAAAAACUGUCGGCCUCAGUAUCACGAGAUGGUGGUCUUGAGAGUGGAGAGGUAUUGGGUAGUGCUUCACUUUUAAUAAACGGUCCGCAGUUUGCUACUAUUUGUGUUCAAAUGAGUAACAAUGACAAACACGGCGCGCAGUUACAGGUACAUCCGAAUCUCGAUAAAAAGGAAUGGUUGCAAAAGUCAUUGUUAAAAUUAAAAUCAGUGCAGAAGCCUUUUCCAGUAAAUAUGGAUAUUGGUGUACUAAAGUGGCGAUUGCUUCUGAAUAGCGAAGAACUGCUCCCCAUUUCAAUCAACUGUUGGCCAAAUGAAAAUCUUGAUGGCUGUGUAGUGAACAUCGAAUAUACACUUCAGGCUGAAAAUAUGACACUGAAUAGCGUCGUUAUCGUCAUUCCUUUACCACCGGCAGCUGUUCCGGUAAUAUCGGAAUGUGAAGGUACUUACGAAUAUGUAAGAUCAAGAUCGCAACUUGUAUGGAGCUUGCCUGUUGUUGAUGAAUCGAAUAAAACUGGUUCUUUGGAAUUUAGCACUCCAAAUGGUCAGGCUGAUCAUUUCUUUCCAGUAACUGUACGCUUCACAAGCACAGAUUUAUUUUGUGAUAUGGCUGUAGAUUCAGUACAAAAGAUGGAUGUAGACGAGAUUAUACAGUAUUCAACGGAGAGUCACUUGAUCACCGAGAAGUUCGAAAUAAUCUGA